Oxyura jamaicensis (ruddy duck) is the source of this 1357-nucleotide messenger RNA. RefSeq names its product caltractin-like. Gene Ontology annotation, biological process: centriole replication; nucleotide-excision repair; mitotic cell cycle. The record is from RefSeq and is a predicted model, not a curated record. Lineage: Eukaryota; Metazoa; Chordata; Aves; Anseriformes; Anatidae. Gene Ontology annotation, molecular function: calcium ion binding. Bases 749 to 1156 code for a protein of 135 amino acids. The transcript has 4 exons. Gene Ontology annotation, cellular component: centrosome; centriole.
AGGGAUGUGUCUGCAGGCUGAGCAACCCGGAUGGGCAGCUUGGGUCUCCUCUGGCCGGAGGGAAUGACACACUCGCUUUGUGACCGAGGUUGCACUUGGAACCUGAAUUACAGUAGUCAAAUAGAAAUGACAGGCGGUAAACAGAAGUGUUGCAAAUAGGGCUAAUCAUUUACAAGCUCCACCUGUUGUGGAGCUGUUACAGAGCAAUUAGUGUUAGCCACCUAUUGCUUUUGGACCACUUACUGUGCUCUCAGACUUUGCUGCUGGAGCUCGGGUUUGUCACGCAGCCAGCAGUGAAGUAAGCGUUGUGCCAACAUUUUAGCCAGGUAUUCUUAGGAGGGACUCAAGCCUUCCUUUUCCUUGGCCCUCGCCUGCAGCUCUUCCCUGCUAAUUUUCCACAGCCUCGUAGUACUGACAUUACACAGCUACAGAACACUUCUCUAGGGACACAACAGCGGAUGAAAGACUUGCUCUGUGUUUCUACGCCCCUCUCCUGCUCUGCCCCCUGCAUACCUUGAGCACAGCUCCUUCCCACUCACAUGGAGAAGGGAGUUGACCCAGCUCGUGUCUGCACAGAGGUGCUGAGAGCUGGGUUAGUUAGCACAGGUCCUGCCCACAUCUUUUUGUUGCCCUAUGCACAGUUGUCAGAGCAAACUGUGGAAGCAGUGAGGGAAUUGCAUGGGAAAAGUGUUCCAGGUUAAAAACAACCACAAUAUAAAUAUAUAUAUAUAUCCAUAUGUAAAUAACCAUGAGGGCCCUGGGCUGUGAACUGAGGAAAGAGGAGAUGAGGAGAAUUAUCUCUCAAGUUGAUGAGGAAGGGUCAGGGAAGAUCAACUUUGAGUCAUUUCUGCAGGUGAUGGCUCAGAAAAUGGUGUGUGAGCCCAGCUGGUCGCAAAGAUUGAAAUUCCUCUUGCCUAACUUUACAAUGCAGGCAGAGCCGUAUUCAAAAAAUGAGAUCCUGAAAGGUUUCAAGCUGUUUGACCAUGAUGGCACUGGCAAGAUCUCCUUUGAGAAACUCAAGCUGGUGGCUACUGAGGUUGGAGAAGACAUCACAGAUGAGGAGCUGCAGGAGAUGAUUGAUGAAGCAGAUGUGGAUGGAGAUGGGGAAGUGGAUCAACAGGAGUUCCUGAGGAUUCUGACGUUGACUGAUCUGUAACUGUGUGAUUUUUUUUUCUCCCAUUCAGUUGUAAGCAACUGGUUGCCAUGUGACUUUUCUCCAACUUCAUUAUAUUUUGUUUGUUGCGUUUCUUGGGUGUGAAAACAUACCGAGAUAUUGUUAAUGUUUCAUCUUUGGUGUUGAUUCUGCCCCAUUACUGCAAGCAGUUUUCCACAUACCAGUAAACAGUGUUGCUACUAA